Molecule: messenger RNA, 1354 nt
Organism: Pseudonaja textilis
Lineage: Eukaryota; Metazoa; Chordata; Lepidosauria; Squamata; Elapidae
Gene: TYW3
Product: tRNA-yW synthesizing protein 3 homolog
Source: RefSeq, a predicted model, not a curated record
GAAGGCCGCCAUUGUUGCCGGCUGGGGGCGGGGACGAAAACACAGCCGGCGACGCUGCCGCCGCCGCUGCUACUUGCUUAUUGCUGAUGGCCGAUUUCAAACGCUGGAAAGAGCAGCGGCUGUCGCGCGCAGACGCGAGCCGGAAGGGCAGCGUGGACGAGCCUAUCGAGGAGAUCGUCCGGCUCCUGAAUAGCCGCGAGACGUUCUGCACCACCAGCUCGUGCUCGGGGCGCGUGGUGGUGCUGGAGCAACCCCCGGCCGCCCCUCCGGCUGCGGGGACUGCUGGCUUUGAAAUACAGAAGCAAAGCUGUACUUGGCUUAUGGUGACCCAUCAAUUAUGUAGUACAAAAGAUGUGCUUACCGCCUUGCAGAAAGCUGCAGCUGAUGCCAUCUUCAAAUUUGAACCAUUUGUUCUCCAUGUGCAAUGUCAAGACCUAGAAGACGCACAACUUCUGCACACCGUGUCUGUAGAAGCUGGAUUCAGAAACUCUGGCAUAACUGUUAGCCGGAAAGGGAAAAUUAUGAUGGCUGUCCGAAGUACUCACUGCUUAGAAGUUCCACUAACUCAGAAAGGAAGACUAAUGGUCAGUGAAGAAUACGUUGACUUUGUGAUUCAAGUUGCUAAUCAGAAGAUGGAAGAAAAUUGGAAGAGAAUUAACAGAUUUUACAGCUCUUUGAAGUUUGCACUAGAAAACAGGUAUCACUCCAGGAGUUCUCCCUCAGAGGAGAAAGAAAAAGGAAAUGGCAUGGAUUCCUGUGGAAGAAAACAAUCUAAAGCAACCAAAAAGGAUGGCGGAAGCCCUUCUUCAGACUGAAAUAAAAAAAUAGAGCGAAGAUGAUAGUCAAAGCAAUGCUAAUAUUUUUCACUUAAGUUGUGGUAUAGAAUUGUGUGAAGUAGUCCUAUAUACCCAUUAUGUUUGUAUAAUGUAGUUUGUUUCCUUUGCUCUUUAUAAGAGCUUAGUAGAUUAUUGUGCUCUAGAACGGGUGGGCAUUUAUGGGCCUUUACAACUUGUGAACUUCAACUCCCAGAAUUCCUGAGUCAGUAUCGCUGGCUCAGGCAUUCUGGGAGUUGAAGUCCACAGGUCAGAAAGGAGCCAUAAUUGCGUAAGUCUGCUCUAGAAAAUAACAGGUUGUUUAUACGGUUUGCCUAAGUUAUUAGUAAAGUUUUAACUGCCAUGUAAUAUAAGAGAACUUCAACAUUUUUAUGGACAGUUUUUGGACCUGGAGUGUGCCUGCCUUGUAGCGUGUGAAAUGUGUAGAUACCUUUAGGAGAAAGUGAUUUUUAUUUUUUUACACGUUAAAAAUGUGCAAUAUCACAAACUUAUACCUAAGAUAUGUCCACAAUAAAUACUGU